This is a messenger RNA of Lichtheimia ornata, 840 nucleotides long. RefSeq lists its product as uncharacterized. Gene Ontology annotation, biological process: endoplasmic reticulum tubular network organization; membrane organization. The record is from RefSeq and is a predicted model, not a curated record. Lineage: Eukaryota; Fungi; Mucoromycota; Mucoromycetes; Mucorales; Lichtheimiaceae. Gene Ontology annotation, cellular component: endoplasmic reticulum; membrane. The coding region runs from base 1 to 840 and encodes 279 amino acids. The transcript is spliced from 5 exons.
AUGACCGAAGAGCACCAAGAACAACAGCAGAUGAGCAAAUUGUCUUUGCAAGAUCGUCUCUCGGCUCUUGUCAAGCAUCCACAAUUCUACUGGUGGUGUGGUCAUGUCUGCAUGGUGGCAAAUGCUCUUUUAUACUUCAUGUCUGUACUAUCGCUACAUCCAUACUCGAGCUAUUACAAGCGAGCCUAUGCGGGAUCACUAGUAUCAUAUGGAAUUGUGAUAUGGAAGUCGAUUGGGUUUCCCAAGAAGUUUGAUAUGGAGUUUAUUCGCAAUGAGAAUGUACAGUACUUUGCAUUGGCGUUCUAUUGGUACUCUUACCAACCGAUCAUAGUGACAUUGGUUCCUUUCCUCGUCUUUUCACUCUUCCAUAUGUUCGCAUACAUCCCCAGUGGAAUUGCACCUACUUUUUUCCCCAAGAACGAUAAUCCAAUGGUCGCCCAGACAUGUGAGUCUAUCAAGCAAUACACCGAUUCAAACCAUGAAACUGCCAUGCAGCUGGCUGCGUAUGUGGAAGUCAUUGGAGUGAUGGGUCAACUUGUUUUGGGUGUUGCUAGUUUUCAGACAUCCAUUCUUGCAUUGAUUGUUUUUGCACACUUCUUGCGACUCCGCUAUUACCUUUCACCAUAUACUCGAGAUGCUAUCCACCAGACAACAGCCCAACUCGAUCAAUGGUUGCUACCACUCGCCAACGACCCAAGACGAUAUGCACAGAUCAUCUCCAAGAUUUAUUCAAAUGCAAAGGGUAUUAUCAUCCGUUACGGCAGUGCAUCACAAACGUCUACAACAACUACACCAACGACGCGAGAUCGUAAUGGCCAUGCAAGGCUAAAUCGACGAUGA